This is a messenger RNA of Dictyostelium discoideum AX4, 1239 nucleotides long. RefSeq lists its product as hypothetical. Bases 1 to 1239 code for a protein of 412 amino acids. The record is from RefSeq and is a predicted model, not a curated record. NCBI's taxonomy places the organism in Eukaryota, Evosea, Eumycetozoa, Dictyosteliales, Dictyosteliaceae. The transcript is spliced from 2 exons.
AUGAAUAGUAAUAAAUUUAUUGAUUCAAAAAAUUUAUCAAGUAGUGUUGAUUUUGAUUAUAACUAUCAUAAUCAUUAUAGUAAUAGUAUUAAUAAUAAUAAUAGUAUAAAUAAUAAUAUUAACAAUAAUAAUAAUAAUAAUAAUAAUAAUAAUUUAAAACAAACUAGAAUUAGUAUAAGUGGUAGUAAUGUAAAUUUAAAUAGUAGUAUGGAUUCUAGUAUGAUAAUGAAUAAUUUAAAUUAUAGAAAUAGUUUUAAUAAUAGUUUUAACAAUAUCAAUAGAAUAAUAAAUGUAAAUAAUAAUAAUAAUAAUAGUAUAACCAAUAAUAUUAAUAAUGUAAAUAAUAAUAGUAUAAACAAUAAUAUUAAUAAUAUUAAUAAUAUUAAUAAUGUAAAUAGUGUAAAUAAUAGUAAUAGUAGUAGUAAUAGUAAUAUUAGUAAUGGCAAUAAUAGUAUUAAUAAUAAUAAUAAUAAUAAUAAUAAUAAUAAUAAUAAUAAUAAUAAUAAUAAUAAUAAUAAUAAUAAUAAUAAUAAUAAUAAUAAUAAUAAUAAUAAUAGUAGUGCUAUUAUUAGCAAUAAUAUUAAUGAUGAUGAAAAAGUACUACCAAAUAUAUCAAAUUCAAAUGUUAGGAGAUUUGAAAAUGAAGAUAAUAUAAAUGAAAGUAGUGGUAAUUUAUCAUCAAUGGAUUCAACACAAUUAAGUAAUAAUGAUAUAUUAAAUGGUCAAAUGGCAAGUUUACAAAGAGAUGUAGAUUAUUUAAAACUUCAAUUAAAGAAAUCAAAUAAUGAAAAGAAUUUAUUAGAAUUUAAAAAUCAAUUAUUGUUAGAUAUGUUAACAUUAAGUACAUUAGAUGUUAAAUAUUUUGAAAAUUUAGAGAAACAGUGGGGAAGGAAUCCUCAAUAUCAACAAUAUCAACAAUUUUCCUCAACAUUUAAUAAUGAUCAAUUUAGAAAUCAAAGAUCAAAUCAUAAUAUUAUUAAUAAUAAUAAUGGUAAUAACAAUGUUAAUAAUUAUAAUGCUGAUAAUGAUUCAAUAUAUAACCAAAAUUAUGAUAAUGGUGAUAUUGACAAUACUAAUAUCAAUGAUGAUGAUAAUAAUAAUAUAAAUCAAAAUGGUACUGAUAAUUUUCUAUCAUCUGUAAUAACACCACCUAUAUCAACUCCAUUACAAUCAACACAACCAAUACCAAAAGCUCAAAUACCAUUCGUAUCACAAUCAAGUUAUAAUAAUAGUUUUUGA